GUCACGCACUGCCUUCCGCCCUUGGAACGGACCGCCCUGCUUGCUUUGCCUCUCUUCGUCCCUGUCUAUCCACGCUCGACGGAAAAAAACUCUUCCCCACGCAACUCGCGAUAGGCACUUCCGCAGACUCAUGAUGUUUGGUACUUUGGUUUACCACUUUUUCCCAUUCACGGAAAUACUGUAUUCCGCCUGACAUAAACAUUCACUGAUUCAGUCGCCUGAAUCUUUUUUCUUCAUCUUCUUCCUCUGUGGUUUCUUCAUCUGUGGUCUCCGACCUAAUUCGUGUGAAAAAUGCAUGGAAUACCACGAAGAGCUCGAAGCCAAGACGAGCUACAAGCUUCUGCGGUCAAAUCAGCGAAUCUUCGAUCUCUCCAAGCUCAGUUCAUCCACCAUCAUCACAAUAAAAUCUAUAAUAAAGAAGCUCUUGAAGUAAGCGCGAAGCUGCUUGAGGUUAAUCCAGAGCAUUACACGGCCUGGAAUUACCGGAAGCUCGCUGUAGAGGACCGUCUUCAUCAAUCUGACAAUGUUAACAAUGAGGAGUCUAUCAAAACUAUUCUAGAUGAAGAACUCAGACUAGUGGAGAAUGCAUUGCGGAGCAAUUACAAGUCUUAUGGAGCAUGGUAUCACCGUAAGUGGGUGCUAAGCAAAGGUCAUUCUUCCACUGACCGAGAAUUAUUGCUUUUGGCUAAGUUCCAGAAGGCAGAUUCUCGGAAUUUUCAUGCUUGGAAUUAUAGGAGGUUUAUUACAUCAUUGAAGAAAAUUCCAGAUAAGGAUGAACUACAAUAUACAACAGACAUGAUAAAAGACGAUUUUAGCAAUUAUUCUGCUUGGCACAACCGUAGUGUUCUACUUAGUCGGCUGCUGAAGGAGAAGGCAGAAGGAUUUUUUCCCAAGGAGAGUGUAUUGACAGAAGAGUUUGAGUUUGUUCAUAAUGCUCUUUUUACAGAUCCAGAUGAUCAAAGUGGUUGGUUUUACCAUCUCUGGCUUCUUGGCCAGACAGUUAAAAAAACAAAUUUGUUGGUUUCUUCAUGGCCACCUCAUGACUCUAGUCUUCAUUUGUCAACGGAUGGGUUGCUUGAUAAUAAUUACAUUUUGUCUAGUCCUAGAACACUUCCCCUCGUUCUCUACUUUAGUGAAGCAGUUAAAAAUAUAAGUUCAUCAACAGUCAAGGUUGAAUGUGAAGGUAAUUUGAAUACAGAUAUUUCUUGGAGACCACUCUCAGGAAAUGGUAUUGGGUAUGCACAAGCCUGGUUAACUUAUGUCAGAUUUCCAGAAGAUGUCCAAUGUUUAGAGUUUUAUAAUGUAAAAGUAACCCUUUUCAGUUCCCAAGGAAUAGUUUGUUUGAACGGCUCUGUAUACAUGAGUGGUUCUACUGAACUAACCUUUACCGUACACGUACCCCCUAAGAAUUCAGAACAUAUACCAGUAGAAAAUGAAGAGAGGAUUUUUCUAACGGAGGAAAAGUUCUGUAGAAAUGAAACUGUUUCUCCCCAGUCAGUAUUAUUUAACGCAUCCCAUCAAUUGAGAAUACCUAUAGAUGGAAAAGAAAGGGACUUGGAUUGGAAGAUUCAGAUAGUUGAUAGUGAGAUAGCUCAUUGCAGGGAGCUAUUAUCAUUGGACAAUUGUAAAAUUGGAAAGUUAACACUUGCAAGAUUGUUGAUGGCACGUGACAAAUUGCUGUCAUGUGAUGGCACAAAUGCUGGCAAUCACUAUGAAGAAGUUCUUCAGUUGUACGAUGAUUUAAUGAGAUUGGAUCCACCGCACAUUCAGCACUAUAAAGAUGAAUACAGCUCUGUUUUGCUAAAACAUUUAUUCCGCAAUCAAAAGUCAUUGCUGGAGUGUUGUCGACAAUAUCAAGAACCAUCUUCAAUCUUCCAUAAUUAUUUAUGCCUGCGGCUAAAUAAUCUCUCACUUACCCGACUUGGUUGUUUUCAGAAACUUUUGUGGGUCCAAAUCCUAGAUCUUAGCUGCAAUCAGCUUCGGUCCAUUGAAGGUGCAGGUUUGGAGGCAAUGCAGCAACUAGUUUGCUUAAACCUAAGCGAGAACUUGCUUAGCAGUUUCACUGCAUUAGAGCCUCUCAGGCAGCUAAGAGCUCUAAAAGUAUUGGACAUCUCAUACAAUGAAAUUGGCUCACAUUCAAUUGACACGAAGAGGUACCUUUGUUCUUCUUCACCCCUGUGCCUUUCUAGUGGGAGCACAUGUAACAUCGAGGAAUUAGUGACUACUGAUUAUUUGCAAGUGCUGUUGGUUUUAAAAAAAAUGAGUUUGACCCAACUGGAUAUGGUGGGGAAUGCUGUUUCUGAUGAUGAAAAGUUAAAGCUGUUGCUCUUUGAGCUCAUGCCAUCGCUCAAAUGGCUUGAUGGUCUAAAGUUGAGAUGAUAUUCAAGUGCCUUUUUUAUUAGUUCCUCCACAUGUUACAGAUGUUAUCUUCGGGGGGUUUUGAACCCCUGCUCUUAAUUUAGCUGGUUGGUGAAAGCUGCUCUGUUUUUGGUCCCUUGAUCAUUUACAAUUAUUAAAUGCAAGAAUUUUUGUUUAAAAAACAGUUGUACUUCGAUUCUGUUGUAGAUCUGCCACAUUUAUAAUCGUUGUUAAAAUGCAUAUCUCGCUGUCUAAU
Cuscuta epithymum is the source of this 2614-nucleotide messenger RNA. NCBI's taxonomy places the organism in Eukaryota, Viridiplantae, Streptophyta, Magnoliopsida, Solanales, Convolvulaceae. The record is from the annotation of a GenBank genome assembly.